Molecule: messenger RNA, 940 nt
Organism: Chondrus crispus (carragheen)
Lineage: Eukaryota; Rhodophyta; Florideophyceae; Gigartinales; Gigartinaceae
Product: triose-phosphate isomerase
Exons: 2
Coding region: 1-762 (253 amino acids)
Biological process (GO): glycolytic process; glycerol catabolic process; glyceraldehyde-3-phosphate biosynthetic process
Cellular component (GO): cytosol
Molecular function (GO): triose-phosphate isomerase activity
Source: RefSeq, a predicted model, not a curated record
AUGACUCGCACCUUCUUCGUCGGCGGCAACUGGAAGUGCAAUAGCACCGUCAAGUCCAUUACGGAGCUCUGCGCCUCGUGGAAGGAGUCCACAGACAAUGGCGCCAAGUACAGUGGCAAGCCAGUUGAGAUCGUGAUCGCCCCCCCUUCGAUCUACGCUCAGACUGCCAAGGAUGCUCUCCCUGCUAACUUCCAAGUGUCCCUACAGGAUUGCUACAGCAGCACCGGAGCCUUCACCGGCGAGAUCGCCGCCGACAUGAUCGUCGAUAUGGGAAUCCCAUGGGUGAUCACCGGACAUUCCGAACGCCGCACCAUUUUCAAGGAGACGGAUGAAGUUGUUGCGACUAAGACGGCAUACGCCAUUUCCAAGGGCCUCUCCGUUAUAGCUUGCAUCGGCGAACUGCUCGAAGAGCGCGAGGCAGGGAAGACUCUUGAGGUCAACGAGCGCCAGCUCUCCGCCAUUGCCGCCACCGUCACAGACUGGAGCAAGGUAGUUAUUGCCUACGAGCCGGUCUGGGCCAUUGGAACCGGAAAGGUUGCUACCCCGGAGCAGGCCCAAGAAGUCCACGCCGCCCUUCGCGCAUGGCUCUCCACCAACGUCAACCCGGAAGUGGCUGAAUCCACUCGCAUCAUUUACGGUGGUUCUGUCAAGCCAGCCAACGCUAACGAACUUGCUGGCCAGGCUGACAUCGACGGCUUUCUUGUAGGAGGAGCCUCUCUCAAGCCUGACUUCAUCUCGGUAAUUGACUCCUACGCAGUGUAAAAUUCGGACAUUCACUUACGCAUGAAACCCUAGAACAGUCUUCAAAGUAAAUCCAGGGGAGCGCUUCUCUCGCAAGUUUUGAACACAGUCACGCAUAGCCAUCUUCGGUCGCAGGUAUCGAGGCUUUCACACUCCAUUGUGUGAGGUGGACAAAACAUUGAUGGAAAAAUCGAAAAAA